Molecule: messenger RNA, 1604 nt
Organism: Prinia subflava (tawny-flanked prinia)
Lineage: Eukaryota; Metazoa; Chordata; Aves; Passeriformes; Cisticolidae
Product: ribosomal biogenesis protein LAS1L-like
Biological process (GO): maturation of LSU-rRNA; maturation of 5.8S rRNA
Cellular component (GO): preribosome, large subunit precursor; Las1 complex
Molecular function (GO): endonuclease activity
Source: RefSeq, a predicted model, not a curated record
UCGUGCUCGGCCAGGGCACUAUCUAAUUCUCCUCUGACGCCUCUAGCUUCUUGUCUUGGGGUCAGUUUCCCUAAAAAAACCCUCCCAGGAUCCACCAGGGUGGUUUUAUUUGCAUAUACACAUGCAUAUGCAUUUGUCCUGGUCAUAGCCGAGGUUACUCCUGCUGAAUGAGGUAGUUAUAAAGGACAAUAGGGCUAUCUAGGUGUGGGCAGCUUCUUUUCACAUUUCAAUUAGGUAAGGAAAAGUUGCCAGGCAACUUUCCUUCAGGGCAGCUCUCCCUACUCAGAUUGGCUGGGGUGUGGGGGGUUACUCUAGCCAGGAGAGGGUCAGUUGUGGAGUGGUUUUUUUUGGUUUUUUUUUUUUUUUUUCCUAACAGAGCGAGGAGUGGGGCUGGCGGUGGCGGUAUGGCCGCCCGCACGGGCCAGGCCCGCAGGCGGCUGAAGUCGCUGCGGACUGUGGUGGCAUGGAGGGGCCGGGCGGAGUGGGACCAGGUGAUGGUGGGGUUGUACUGCGGGGACAGCCGGCUGCAGCAGGACGCACUGGAUCGCGUCUCGGCAUGGAAGAGCCGGUACGGGCCGCGGGUACGGUCCAAAAUGCCUCUUGCAGUGGACUGCACAGCAGAACUGAUUUGCUGUAAGGUCCUCGAUUCAUCUGGCAGACUGAAGUUACAUGAGCUCAUCCUCUCUUAUGGGCUGGCUCUUUUAAGAUUUGUCAACUUGAUCACAGAAAGGAAACAGAAGAUGGUCAGCAUUCCUCUGAGACAAUUAGCUAGAGGUAACUAUUUAAUAAGAGUGGACAUCCCUGUGUGGAUUGUGGACCUCUGUCAUGAGCUACACGCGAAGCUGCCAUGGCUGGCUCCGUACCGCAAGGGGAAGAAAAGACAACAGUGUAACAAGCAGGUGUCUGUAAAGGAGCUGUUCCUCCAUAAAGUUCCUUUGAAGUGGAUAAGACUGACUGAAAGUUGCUUGCAAGCUCCCUGCUGGGCAACUCCACAUCUUCAGCUGAUCCUCACAAUCAUGAAACCUUGCUUGCCAUGUUCUUCUUGGAAAAACCUUCUCUAUCUUGCUUCCAUUUACACAGAAGGAGGUACCCCUUUGUCCAGUCCAGGCCUCUCUUCAGAUGGCAGUGAACAGCCAAUUUAUACUAUGGAGAGCUUACAGUGGAGACCCAGGCAAGAAAAUCAGGUUAAAAAUCAAGGGCAGACUGUAGAGAAACAAGAUGUACCAGAGAGAGACAAUGGUGUAGAGGAAGAGGAGGAAGAAAUGAUGACUGAAAAAAAUCCUUUGGAAGGACUUGCUCAUUCUGGUACCAUGAUGGAUAUUGCUGAGAAAAGGGCAGCAUUGCAAGGGUCUGCCUGGCAGAUCACUGCAGAUGAAGUAUGAUGGAAAGACUUUCCUCUUAGGAAACUCCCAGGUCAGACAGAUGACCCUGAUGGUCUCAUGUUGGAUAAUUAUUCUAUGAUGUCCUUGCUUGAUCAGCUAGUGAGGGAUGAGUGGAAGUCUCUCAAUACAAACUCUGCAGAAUUGAAUAUUCCCUUGACAGGAGGGUUAUUAUGGACCAAGAAUGACUUCCAUAAAAUAAAAAGUGGCCUUCAACUUUUCUGA